Jatropha curcas is the source of this 1572-nucleotide messenger RNA. RefSeq names its product phosphopantothenate--cysteine ligase 2. Lineage: Eukaryota; Viridiplantae; Streptophyta; Magnoliopsida; Malpighiales; Euphorbiaceae. The record is from RefSeq and is a predicted model, not a curated record.
UAAAAUUAUAUAGUGAAUUUUUUGAGUUGGAGCAUUGAAACGCAGCAAUGGAGCUGAUCAAUGGCGUUGUUGGCAUUUGGUUGCACUCAAUAAUGGGAUUAUCAACAAUAUAAACGGUUGGCUGCUGAAUGUAGAUGGAGACGGUUACACCUGCACCCAACGAAUCGCGGGAAUGGGCACUUCUGUUGCUAUCUACGCCGCACAGCAAAAUUAAAUUCAUUAUCACAAAACUCAGGAAACGAAAUUUCCUUUGCUAUAAAUUCAACUCGGAAUAGGUGACUUUGCGCUUAACAGUUAACCCCACCUCUCGGUUCUCUCUCUGGUCCCUUCUCUUAUUUGGGAUUCUAAAUGGAAUCAACAAAUGGAACAGCAAUUGAAGUUCCACUCGGUCAAGUGAACGCAGAAAUCGAAUCGUUUUUCGAAUCGGCUCCUCCUCUAAAAGACAGUGCUGAUAUCAGUAAGAAAUUGAAGGAGUUCAUUGAACUGAAUUCUGCAACGCCAGGAAAUGGAAGUGCUAGGAGAGUUGUGUGUGUGAGUUCUGGCGGCACCACAGUUCCCCUAGAACAGCGUUGUGUUCGAUAUAUUGAUAAUUUUAGCUCAGGUCAUAGAGGAGCGACGUCAACUGAAUACUUUAUCAAUGCUGGAUAUGCAGUUAUAUAUUUAUAUAGGAGGGGAACUUUCCAGCCGUAUUGUCGAUCUCUUCCGGAUGAUCCACUGCUUGAGUGUUUUGAAUUCAUUGAUGAAUCCGAUAUUCAAGUCCGACAACCAUAUUCUGAAGCAGUCAAGAGAGCCAUUAAUGGUCAUCAUACUGCUGUGGCAGCAGGUCACCUGUUAAAACUUCCCUUUACAACCAUAUUUGAAUAUCUUCAGAUGUUACAAAUGAUUGCAAUAUCGAUAAGGAAUCUUGGGCCACAUACUAUGUUUUAUCUUGCUGCUGCAGUGUCUGACUUUUAUGUCCCUUGGAAGGAUAUGGCAGAGCACAAGAUUCAAUCCGCAUCUGGUCCACUGGACAUGCGACUGGUACAAGUGCCGAAAAUGCUCUCAGUGUUGAGGAAAGAGUGGGCUCCCAUGGCCUUCUGCAUAUCUUUCAAGCUCGAGACAGAUUCAGAGAUCCUUUUACAGAAGGCUGAUAUGGCACUUAAAAAGUACAAGAUGCAUGUGGUUGUUGCAAAUGAACUCUUGACCCGCAAAGAGGAGGUUAUAGUUGUCACGAGUGAUGAAAAGAUUCAUGUCUGCCGUGACAAGACUCGGCCCGGUUCUGAUGUGGAAAAGCCCCUCAUUGAACUGCUCGUGGAGAGGCAUUCAGCUCACAUCAAGGGCCCUCAUGCAUGAUUUUUCAGGUUAACAGCAUCAUAUAGGUGACAUAUUCGACAAAUUUUCUGCUAACAUAUUACUGAAAUUAUAUGAAAUAUUGUUGGCAUUUUGAACUGACUUUCUUGUUUUCUAAUUAAUCCAUUCGGGAUCGUGUAAUUAAACCUUGCAUAAAGGAGAAGCAGAAGAAAAUGAUUGUAAUUACUUCUAGUUCUAUUUCCAGUCUGGAAUAAUAAUGAAUAUAGACAUAAUGGACCUACA